AUUAGUUCCUACCCGUUUUAAGUUCGAGUUAACAUCCAACUUUGACUUGGGACAUUGAAAACCCAGUGGCACUGUUUCUGCCAUUACGAGCGAGAUGAUUUUUCACUACUGUAAUAGUCGGACUUGACGUCGCGCUAAAGGGGCCCUUCCCUUUAGUCGGGGAAAGCGAAGUGUCCCGCACCGAUCGCAAAAAUUUCCAAUUUAUAUGGAACACCCAUAGUAAAAAUCAAUCAAUUUGAUCACCACCAGCCCAAAUUUCCCUGAAAAUCAGUCAAAUUCAACAGCAAUGGCUCGCCUAAGCAACCUCCCCAAAAACACGCUUCUCCGUAAUAUGCCAGAGAAGGAUAAGCUCCGUGAGGCUAUUCAGUUCCUCAAGGCCAACCCAGAAGAGACUCCUGCGACUGCGGUACGCGCGUAUUGCGUACGAAAUGAAGAUACAGUAAGGAAAGCGUGGCAGAGAAAGAGGAAGAAGAUGGGGACAGUGAGAGUGCAAAAAGGGGGGCAGAACAAGAUCCUCCGUCCUGAUCAAUAUGCGGCAUUAAUUCAGUACGCAGUAUCAUACGCGAUUAAUGGCGGGAAAGAAGCUACAAAGCAAAUAAUAUAUAACUGCGCAAUAUGGAUGCGAACGGAGGACAAUAAAACAGCUCCAUCUUGGAAAUAGUUCUCUCAAUAGCUAAAGAGCACUCCAGAACUCCAUACGAUUAAGACGAAGCCCAUUGCGAGCCACCGUAUCAAUCUCCAUACCGAACAGAGCCUCCGCAAUUGGUUUGAGACUGAAUAUCGUCCGGCAUUAGAGGAAACUGGUAUAUGCCAUGGGGAUCGGAUACAUAAUAUAGACGAGAAAGGCGUACGAAUUUGUAUGCCUUCAGGAGAGGAAGUAGUAGUUCCAAUUGGAAUCAAGAAGAUAUAUACAGGAAUACCAGAAAAUCGCAUGUCUCUUACGAUAAUUAAGUACAUAUCUGCAGAUGGCAAGGCAAUUCCUCCGGUAGUAAUUAUCCCUGGAAUUAUAAUUAUGGUUUCUUGGUUCUAUAAAAAUAUAACCGG
Hyaloscypha bicolor E is the source of this 1044-nucleotide messenger RNA. RefSeq lists its product as uncharacterized. Bases 287 to 661 code for a protein of 124 amino acids. Lineage: Eukaryota; Fungi; Ascomycota; Leotiomycetes; Helotiales; Hyaloscyphaceae. The transcript has a single exon. The record is from RefSeq and is a predicted model, not a curated record.